Spirodela intermedia is the source of this 1578-nucleotide messenger RNA. Lineage: Eukaryota; Viridiplantae; Streptophyta; Magnoliopsida; Alismatales; Araceae. The record is from the annotation of a GenBank genome assembly.
AUGGGGCCGGCGGUGAGGCCGGAGCUCGCGCUGGAUUUGGCUCCGCCGUCCUCCGGUGGCUUCGUCCCCUUGAAAGAGGCGGCGGCGGCGGCGGCGGGAGAGGGGAGGGCGGCGAAGCUGGAGGAGUACGUACGGCGGUUGGAGGAGGAGCGGCGGAAGAUCGAGGGGUUCCGGCGGGAGCUUCCCCUCUGCCUGCUCAUCCUCAACGACAGUCUGUGUUCCGACCAAACCGACGAUCUCCUUAUUCCCGGGAUCUGGGCCUGUCGGAGCGGUUUCUCAGCCGGUUGCUUCUCCUUUCUUGCAGCGAUCGAGGGUGUGCAGGAGGAGCUCGCCGGUUGCAGAGGAGGCGGCGGCGGCGGCGGCGGGCCGGAGCUGGAGGAAUUCAUGCCCGUCAAUGCGAAAUUCGAAGAGGCGGAAGGAGGAGUGAGAGAUGAGAAGGAUUUCAGGGAUAAGGUCAACUGGAUGAGCUCCGCCCAGCUGUGGAGCGACAACUACAGCGCCAACACCUCCUCCACCACCUCCACCACCGUCGCCCCCAACGACGCCAGCAGCAGCAACAGCCAGAAGAAGGGCACAGAGGUAGGUGGGCAAUGCGGCGAGCGACGAGAGACUACUACUUCCUGAACAAUUAUCCCAUAGAUCCUCCUUCUUCCUCGGUUUCUUCUUCUUCUUCUUGGUGGGUUCUUCUUCUUCUUUUCUGAGAUGGGUCUGACAACGUCAGAGAGCGGCGGAGGAUCGAAGCGGCGGCGGCGGCGGAGCCUUCUUGCCGUUUAACGCGAUGACAGGGAAGGAGAAGGCGGCAGCGGCAGCGUUGCCCCCCCCGGAUCUUUCCCUCCUGUCUCCGGCGACGAAGGCCUCAUCGUCGGGCGAGCAUCAACGUUCUGGGGGCUCCAUCUCCAUCUCCAUCUCCAGGGUCAGCAGCAGAGGGACAGGGAUGGCGUCGCCGGCCGGCAACGAGCAGCCGCCGCCGUCUCACCAGGCGGCGCCCAGAAAGCCACGGCGGUGCUGGUCUCCGGAGCUCCACCGCCGCUUCGUCAAAGCCCUGCAGCAGCUCGGCGGCGCCCAAGGUUGUAAGUAAACCCACGAACCUCCCCUUCCUCCCGUCCCACUGGUUACUCCCACUGCAGCGGACUGAUAUCCUUCCCCCUCCGGCAGCUGCCACGCCGAAGCAGAUCAGAGAGCUGAUGAAGGUCGACGGGCUCACCAACGACGAGGUCAAGAGCCACCUCCAGGUGAUUAUUCUCGAUAUCCCCAUCUAGUUCUCACAAGAUUCUCUUCCCCGCGGCUGUAAAAGUGAAGCAAGGAAUCCUUCGUCUCGGAUGAAUGCAGAAGUACCGGCUGCACACGAGGAGGCUGCCGUCGUCUUCCUCGCCGGAGAAGCAUCCGAUGGUGGUGCUGGGGGGGCUGUGGGCGCCGCCGGAGAACUUCCCCCUCGUGAAGCAGAGCACCGGCUCGCCCCAGGGGCCGCUGCACUUGGCAAACGCCGGCGAGGACAGCGGCGAGGAGGAGGACGGGAGGUCGGAGAGUUACAGCUGGAAGGGCCACCUCCAGAGACCUGCCGGCGAGGAGACUGACUGA